GUGUGUGUGUGUGUGUCUGUCGUGUCUGCAUGAGUGUGUGUGUGUGUGUGUCUGUCGUGUCUGCAUGAGUGUGUGUGUGUGUCGUGUCUGCAUGAGUGUGUGUGUGUGUCCUGUCUGCCUGAGUGUGUGGUAUGCACUACAUCCCAGUGGAGUUAAACGCGAGGAGGAAUUUCCUGGUAUCUGCGAUGUUUUUCCGCUCGUGCCUUCUCUCUCCCUUCUCCCCUCCAUUCGUCAUCUGAGGAAAUCUCUGUAAACACUGCCACGGGGUCAGGGCCAGACAGCGCCGCUCCAAAAAAUGAUAAGAAACUUCACGGCGGUAUAGCCGCCUUUCUGUCAGCAGAUACGGUGUUGACAUUCCUCGCGCUUUUUUUCAGGGCACAGAUCAGCACGCUCUCUUUUUUUUUUUUUUUUUUUGCUGAAGUCAACAUGAAUGUUGACAGAGUAAUGCGGUUUCAGAGAAACAUCUGUGGCCUGGUUUGCAAGCGAUAUGUUAUGUUACUUUCAGAGAGGAAAAUCACCCUAUCUUCUUAUCACAGUGUCAGAGUCCAUGUAUCUCUGCUCCACACUCUUUUUACUGUCAAUCGCUGUAAGUUGCUUUGGAGUCGAGAUAUUUACGUUACAUCGACCGGUACCUCUGACCUAGAUACCCUGUUUUGCCUUCUCACCACGGGGAGUGAGUGAGCAGAUGAAACGGCUCUGCUUUCAAAUUUACAUUUCCUCUGAUUUUGUGUUUUUCUCAAGACCCCGUGAAUGUUCUCACGACUAAUGUUGAUACCGGGACAUGAAAUGGAGAGUAAAUCGGGGGCGAAUCCUGGCAUCUGUGAAGCUGCGAGCAUCAAAUGUUUCAAGUUUUUGAACUUGACGGGCAAGGCGGCGGCGCCGACCACCGCAAUGCCGCCACGCAGGAACAAGGUUCUGGGCUCAAACCUGCUGAGAGGCCGGCAAAGGCUGUUCUGCGUGGAGUUUACGUGUUCACCGGGUUUUCUCUUAAUCAGAGACUCCGAAUUGCCCAGCUUCCGGAGAACUGGACUGACACACGGGAGACCAUCGUGGAGGGCAUGACCUUUAACCUCCACCACCUUGGCAUGACACUGGUGGACCAGCCUAAAGGAGAGGACCUGUCAGCUGCUGCUGUGAAGAGGAUCGUUGCCACUGCUAAAGCCAGUGGGAAGAAGCCUCAGAAGGUCGCUCUCAAGGUUUCCCCUCAGGGAAUAGAGCUGUACGACAGCCUGAGCAAUAAACUGCAGGAAAGUGUCUCCAUAUACAGGAUCUCCUACUGCACGGUGGACAAACUGCACGAUAAAGUGUUCGCUUACAUCGCUCAAAACACCCUCAAUGGGACCCUGGAGUGCCACGCCUACCUCUGCUCCAAGAGGAAAGUGGCUCAGGCGGUGGCUUUGACUGUGGCCCAGGCCUUCACAGUAGCUUUUGAACUCUGGCAAGUGGCCAAAGAAGAGAAAGGGAAAAGAGUGAAGUCUGGUUCCGCUGGAGAAGCCAGCAGUAGUUCUCAUUCAGAGAGAUCCAACAGCUUGGGGAGUCUUAAAGGGACAGACGUUGCCACAGACAACCUCUUGGACUUUGAGGACAGUGUCAAUGUUGCGGUGGAGACCAAUGGGAACAUCGAGGAGGAUCAGUGGGACAACCACAGGCCCCCCGAGACCAAUAACAACCCUGCCUGGGAAAUAGAAGAUGGUUUGGACGAAGCCUUCGGCAGCUCUUUCUUCCUCCUCGUCAUUAUCUCCUCUGUCUCCUUAGACUGGCAGUGUCGCGUACUAACCCCCAGGUCCUGGACAUUGGGGUGACGCCCCACGACUGGCUGACCGAGCCCGACUGGGACAGCGCCAACGGGAACACUCCGCACAGCCUCGGCCCGUUCGGGGACGAUACCUUCGGCUUCUGACCACAACAACACAGCAGAGGGAGCAAGAGAGAGAGAGACGAGGAGAGGGUGGCGUCGAUAUGUCUUCCUAUUGAAUUAACGGGGGCGUCACUGUGCCUUUCAGAUGAGGAUACAGUAAAGCCAUAAGGGAAUAAGUGUAGAAGGGUGAGAUUAUGUUUGGCCACUUCACCUUGUUGCUGGCUCCUCCACGUGGACAGUUCUUCCCUCGUCGGUGCCGCCUCUGCACACCAAAGCAAUAAUAUCCUCUCUCUCCUGUUAAUACACUGUAAGCAUUCCCCCAAUGUUCACCAAGUCGUCCUUAUGUUCACGUAACAUUUUCCUGUAGCCUUGGCAUCAUAAUCAGUAUUCUGUAUAUGUGUUUAACCUAUACAUGGCCUACUGUUACAGGCCUUAACAACAGCAGGACAAUCAGCCACGCGACGUCUGUCAGUUGUUUAUGUACAGUGACGGUGGAUAUAGUCAACGUGAGGACUUGAUCUUCCACCGCCGAUAGUUUUAUUUCUAUAAUCUGAAAAAAAAAAUCACUCUAGUUGUUGUGUUCAUACAGAAAAUCCACCGGUGGCUCAUUCGAAACGUGUUGUUACAGGCGUGACUUUUUUCCUCUGCAGUGUAACGGCGUCGUCCCCUCGAACGAAGCCCAAAUGUGGACAUUUUUCAAUGUACAUUAUGAUAAAUCGGCGAUUGUAUAGAAUUAAAGUAUAUUUGUGAAUUAAAAA
Messenger RNA from Scophthalmus maximus (turbot), 2616 nucleotides. It is a transcript of the gene ldlrap1a, whose product is annotated as low density lipoprotein receptor adaptor protein 1a. The transcript is spliced from 9 exons. Lineage: Eukaryota; Metazoa; Chordata; Actinopteri; Pleuronectiformes; Scophthalmidae. The coding region runs from base 840 to 1802 and encodes 320 amino acids. Gene Ontology annotation, cellular component: early endosome. The record is from RefSeq and is a predicted model, not a curated record.